CUUAUUCUCAAUAUCGUGUCUUUGUAAGCUUACACUAAACGGAAACCUGGCCUGCGAUUUGUUAGCUUGUUUUAAUCGACGCAUCUUUGUUGACGAGACAUUUAUAACUUCUUGGCAGUGACUGAAUUUUAAGCAAAUUUGAAAGACGAUAUUGAGAAGAAAACUAUUUCCUAAUUCCUCUUGUGAAGACUGUAUCCUACUCCAAGUUUUCAGUGAUAAGAAGUACAGGAUCAAAACAACUUAUUCGAGCAACUACUUCCUAGCUGUAAUCUAUCUUGUGAAGACUAUUAUAUAUCCUACCCCAGGUUAUUGCAGGUUUCGGUUCAAAGAAAUAGCGGAUCAAACCAACUCAUAUUCCAUCUUAACAGUCUCUAAAUCUUAUAGCUCUGAACAUCAGGCCAAUAAGGAAACACGCCACUGAAGCAAACCUCGGACCCUCUAUUCAAUUCAAGGCACUAAACGCAAAACGACCACUGAACGACCACUGAACAAAUAUAUCAAUUGAUCAACAAUGGAUAAAUAUUUGGAAAAUGGCAAACAAAUAUACGAAGAAUAUUGCUCAACAGCUGAAAACCUGCCCACAAUGCUUCCAAGAGCACCAGAGCAGACCUACAUUGAUGUAUAUCCAGAUGAAGAUCAACCUGGUCCCAGCUUUAGAGAUGACAAACGACAUCAAUUAGACUACGAGACUGAAGUUAAGGUGUAUAGGGCUUUGGAAGAGGUAGAUGGAAACUUCAUUGUUCUCCACAGCUUUAAAUACACACACGACCAGUAUUGUCUGUGUGAUAAAAGUCAUGUUAGGGACAAAAAGAAGUGUAACAAGUGCAAGAAUCAGUAUGAUAAGGAGGGUGAGUGCGAUUUCAUUAUUAUUUGUCCGGACAGUUUUAUCGUUAUCGAGGUAAAGAACAUGGAGCAUGUUGAUAGAGAGAUCGUGGAAUGUGAACCAGACUUCCACUUGUGUUCUAUUGGCGAGGACUGGCAACCUGAGUGUACGACUAGAAAAUUGGAGGCAUUGAUUGGUACGUACAAGAAGUCAGCUGAACAGAGAGACAAGAUAGUGGAGCUGAUCAAAUGUAUUGACAAGGACGCAAAUAUUCAUCAGUUCACUGCCUAUCCUAAUUUUAGUAAACGGUUUAAAGAACAGUUUCAAUUUAGUGAGAUUACAGAACUCCGGUUAAGUGACGAUGAACUGUCAACUAUCAUAUUUGAAGAGGACCUUUGUCGCAACGAACUUGAUGCUGCUUGGUGGGCAGCAAAUGUAACUCUGGCCAAUUCAUCAUCUUCAGAUUCCCAUGAGAGAGUAAGGAAUAUUUUGUUAGCUAUUUGGGCCACAGAGAGAAACACGUGUGAUAAAUCCAAGUGCAGUUUAGGACGAUGUAUUAUGGAUGUCAACAAACAGCUUAAGGAAGGUCGCAUUACUUUUGAGCCUAAAAAAGGUAAAAAACGUAAUCAAAAUCCCGCAGUUGUCAAAGCUCCCGAUAUUAUCAGAAACAAUUCUAAUGUGGAAAACCUAACAGUAGAACAACACAAUGCUUUUGAGUCAAAAGAGAAUUUGUUGUUGAUUAACGGUCCCGCAGGGGCGGGCAAAACUGUCAUAUUGUGUGGUAAAAUACUGCAACUGUUAGAGUCUGAUAAGAACAAUAAAGUUGUGGUAUUUAAGUUUACUGGAGAAGGGAACAAUUCACAGCAUUAUCAAAGUGCGUUAGAUAACGCUAGUAUAAAAUACGAACUGAUAAGCACUAGUGAAUAUGAUCACACUCCCGAACAACUAGCUAAUCUUAUAACAGAGUGUUUGUGUAGUGUUAUUAUUGUGGAGAUAUCAGGUUAUGAAGAUACCACAUAUUUAACAGAUAGACUCAGUGUACUAAGUGGUUAUAAUUUGUUUGUUGAUGAUAUACAGACAGUUAUUGAUUACAAUACCACAGCUGAAGAGUGGGCUUUAUUGAUUAACACGUUAAAAAACUUAUCAGCAGAUAAGAUUGUGUGGAUAGCAUGUGAUAUUGUCCAGGCUUGGACGGUAUAUGACAUAGAUCAGAUUUCAAGAGUAGCUAAUGUACUUACUGAUAUAUUAGCACCUCAUCAGAGGACUACUUUAUCUAGUAACUUGAGAAAUACGUUUGAUUUAUCGAAUAUUUUAUCUGUAAUCAGAGAUCAAUUCGUUAAAUUAUGUUCUCUUAAAUCAGAUAUUUUAGAUAUUAUUUUACCUUCACAAUCACCAGGACACUUUAUACACGGUACAUUGCCUGUUAUACAUGUUUUUAAUAAUCGUAAUGUUGAUAGUAUUGUAAGUGUUAUUAAUAUUGAUUUAGAUAGAUUGUGUGCUACACAUGAAUUAAAUUAUUCUGAUAUAGGUAUAGUAUAUACUGAUUCACUAGUAGUGAUGUAGUACCACUAGUUAGUAACAGUGUUAAUAUGAGAUGUAAGAACACUGCUAGUAAGAUUGCAGUGUGUGACAGUAUGGAUUGUGCCUCUAGUGAGUGGCCUGCUGUAAUAGUACUGUGUGAAGUGUGGGAGUAGUGAGGAGCGUGACCUGACUAACCUUUACUUAAUGUUAUCAAGAGCACGUGUACACUGCUCUGUUGUUAUAUUCCCAUAUGAGGGUGGAACAUUAAACCGAUAUCCUUACAUGUUACAUUUGUUAGAUAAACUGAGUAACUACGCUCGCAUUAUACGAUAUUAGAUAUGAUGUUACUUUGUAAUAACGUUAGUGGGUGACUAGUUCUAUUGUUAUGAAACAUGUAUACAUAAGCCUUUAGAAUUAGUGUGUGAUUGCACAGCUGAGUGAACUCUUACGAACUAAUUACCGAUUUUUGAAAACUGUGAGAUCAAGCCGGGACUCGAUCUCGCUACGUCCGGGCUAGACAGACAGAUAAGGCUUAUGCUUAACCGAUUGCGCCACUGUGCUGAUAACAAUACAAACAUAUUAAGCUAGCAAUUGAGCGUUAUUUUGCAAAUAAUUUCACCCACUAACCAAACUUAACUAUUCGUUAUUGUAGUUAUUAAUAUAAUGCUAAUUACUAUGAAAUUACUAUCCACUAUAGAAUGUGUUAUCAUUCAUUUUAUCUGUCUUUCAGUGAAAUAAAAGUGUUUUAAAUCAUGAUGUUUCGUAUAAUUUAGGGUUGACCAGAUUUAGCAUAAUGUCUAGGUUGAGGUCUAAACAACCUAGUCGGAAAACAAAAAAUCUUACCUUUACAUAUGAAUGACUAAUAAAGAA
Molecule: messenger RNA, 3214 nt
Organism: Bolinopsis microptera
Lineage: Eukaryota; Metazoa; Ctenophora; Tentaculata; Lobata; Bolinopsidae
Exons: 6
Coding region: 512-2386 (624 amino acids)
Source: RefSeq, a predicted model, not a curated record